GAGCCUCUAAUCCCACACAAUCAUAUGUAAACUUUCUCAUAAAUACAAAAUGGUAUCUAAAAUCACAUUCCUAGCAUUCAUUGCUUUAUCUACACUACCCAUACAAACACUCGCAUUCCCUGCUAAAGCUUUUGAGGCAACUCCUAUGAACUCAAAGAUUGCUUCAUUAGCCAAAGCUGCAUACGAAAAAAGACGUGAAAAACGCGGCUCGCCUGGAUUCAAUGCUGCUGCUCAGAUUAUAGAUGUGUCCGGGGAGCAUGCAUUUGUACCUCCUGGCCCCAAAGAUAUGCGAGGUCCUUGCCCAGGCUUGAACGCAUUGGCGAACCACGGCUUUCUACCUCACAAUGGAUUUGCUACGAUUUCUCAAAUCAUCAGUGCCAAUGAAGAAGUAUUUGGAAUGGGAGCAGAUCUAGCUACAUUCCUCACUAUCUACGGCCUUGUCAUGGAUGGCAACCCCCUCUCUCUUAAUCCAGGUUGGAGUAUUGGCGCAAGCCCUGCCCAAGGACAAAAUAUCCUCGACAACCUCUUCGGUCUGCUAGGUGCCCCCCAAGGUCUCAUCGGCUCGCACAAUAAAUACGAAGGCGACACUUCACCCACCCGCGGAGAUCUCUUUGUCUACGGCAACGCUUGGGUCCUUCAAAUGCCCCAUUUUCAAGAACUGUUCGAUCUGCAACCGGAUAAAGCAACUGCGAAUUACGACAUUGGGAUCAUGUCUCAGCUUCGCCAAAUUACAUUCGAGAGAAGCAUCCGCACGAAUCCGUAUUUCUUUUAUGGCCCUUUUGUGGGCAUGGCGGUCAGUAAUGCGGCGCAGAGUUUUAUUUAUAGAUUCAUGGCGAAUCAUACUGCGGAGCAUCCCGAAGGAAUCUUGGAUCAAUUUAACCUGAAGAGUUUCUUUGGGGUCACUGGAGAGACUGGAUAUUUUGAAAAGAAAGACGGAUGGGAACGUAUUCCAGGUGGUUGGGGACGGCGAGCUUUUGGCGACGAAUACGGUAUUCUCAGCUUGACGGAAGAUAUUUUAUAUUUCGCAUCCGAAUACCCCAACACCCUCACCAUCGGCGGCAACACCGGGGAGGUCAACACCUUCUCCGGCGUCGAUUUCUCCGACCUAACCGGCGGCGUCUACAACCUCGAAUCUCUCUUCGAAGGAAACAAUCUCGCCUGCUUCCUCCUCCAAAACGCACAAUUGACCGCACCGGAUUUUCUGAAGACCAUCUUUACCGAUAUCACGGAACCGUUGGGCAUCUUGUCGACGACGACGAAUGGGAUUCUGGGCGCCAUUGGAGGCUGUCCGCAAUUGAUGGAGGUGGAUCAGUCGAAGUUUCAGUUUUCUUCGUUUCCCGGCUCCGGGGCUACGCUUUGAGGGUUAUGGGGUGAGGUUUACGAUGAAUGUUGGAUGGCAUCGGAUGGAAUGAAGGAGGGGGAUACAUUUGAUUUGAUUACUCAUAGCGUGGGAGGAACCGAAUGUCUCGGCGGAUGAGUGUGUUUAUUUAUUAUACUUCUAGUUUCCUCGAUAUCUUCUCCUGCCGUCUUCCCUGCCCCUUUUCCUUUCUAUUCUUUUCUUUUCUUUUCUAGUUUCUUUACCUCUUUCUCCCUCUUAGGGUUCUCAGAUGAACUCGCGUGGGUAUUGUUCUAUACCCUGUCCUGUAGCAUACUAUCUUAUAUCUACCUAUCUAUCUAUCCACACACACUAUAUAUUUACCGUUAUAUUUAUAUCUCCCAUCUACCAGGUUUUCUCAAUACAUAUAUACAUAUAUAUAUAUAUAUACAUACAUCCAUCCACUCACCCACCCACCAAUCCAAUCAAUCCA
Molecule: messenger RNA, 1808 nt
Organism: Botrytis cinerea B05.10
Lineage: Eukaryota; Fungi; Ascomycota; Leotiomycetes; Helotiales; Sclerotiniaceae
Gene: Bcprd4
Product: Bcprd4
Exons: 4
Coding region: 50-1360 (436 amino acids)
Molecular function (GO): peroxidase activity
Source: RefSeq, a predicted model, not a curated record